This is a messenger RNA of Oryza sativa Japonica Group (Japanese rice), 3477 nucleotides long. RefSeq lists its product as uncharacterized. Lineage: Eukaryota; Viridiplantae; Streptophyta; Magnoliopsida; Poales; Poaceae. Gene Ontology annotation, molecular function: endonuclease activity. Gene Ontology annotation, biological process: maturation of LSU-rRNA; maturation of 5.8S rRNA. Gene Ontology annotation, cellular component: preribosome, large subunit precursor; Las1 complex. The record is from RefSeq and is a predicted model, not a curated record.
AUCCUCUUAUCUAGUUGGAGCAAACAUAGCGAUUGAAGCGCUCGGCCUUCGCCUCUAGGAUGGCCAAAUCGCGCUGGGAGAGGACACCUGGGGCAGCUAGCGUCUAUAUUAGGUAGCACACCACGGCGUCGCGGGUGCGUUGCAACGGCGGUCGUAUGCUGAGCAACAAGAGGAGCACUUCCGUAGCUCCGCGGCCUUGGCGGCUGGUUUCGCAGGAGCGGCGCCACUUCCCUCUGCAGCCGCCGGAGUCAGAGAGAUAGAGAGAGUUGUGCCAUGGAGUCAGGAGACUUGGAGGGUGGGGUUUGAUUUGGUUUGCUUCUAGAAGAUUUCCUAAAGGGGAACGAACAUGCAUUUCAUCAUGGGCUUACAUCCACCGCAUGGACCCGCUGCUGCCCCAUGGUUAACCUCGAGCUAGAGACAAGGAGCCUCCUUGUAGGGAUGCAGCUCGGGGAUAACUUGUAGUGGAUGGCACUUGUCUCACUGAUUUGGAAGGAUGGGAAGCUCGGCGUCGAGGUGCGCCAUUCUAUAGGAGGUGGUGGGGAGGGUUUCGUGCUCCUAGCCUCACCUUCCUCUCGACCUCCGGCCUCUAGACCUUCCUUCCACGUCUUGGCAGCCCUCGUCUUGGCGGAGGAUGGCUCUAAGGAGAGGACCGAGGAGACGAGUGAGCUCUCUCAGCCAAAUUGGUGGGUUUCCCAUCAUCGGCCUUCGCCUCCUCCUGCGAUCUCCCCCGCAGUCGAGCUUAUGCUAUUGUUGCUUCACCGCCGCUGCCUCCUCUUGUCACCCCACGCCACAGCGAUGGUCUAGGAAGCGAGAAGGCCAUGUGAGAAGCUCCUCGCUUGCCACCCACUGCUGGUCGCCACGCUUCCGCCUUCCCAUCGAUGAGCUGGCGAGCUCGACCUUGCCGGCCUCCACCGCUAAUGUUUGUGCACACAGAAAAAGGAGAGAGGAGGUAGGGAAGGAAGAAAUGAUGGUAUGUUUCACUAACACGUGCAGCUCACUGUAAUUUUCUUUUUCUAAUUGAUGUGCCACGUAAACGCCACAUCAGCUAAACCCAGGCUCCAUGCUGCCCUGGGAUCUCGUUGACACUCGUAUUAGAACGUGAGGAUACGUUGUACCAGGUUUUGAGAUUAAGGGACCCGCUUGAAACUGACUCUAAGAUGAGGGACAUGAACUGAACUUCUUGUUCCUGGACUAAUUAAAAUCUGCUCGAGGGAGCCCAUCAUGGCCAGAAAACAAUUAGCUCCUCGGCCCACGUGGGACACACGGCCCAAGUCGCGGGCGAUACCUUCCCUCCCCCUUCCCGCCGCCGCUGUCCCUUGCUCCCACCUCCGCUCCUCGCCGCCGCCGCCGCGAGUAGUAGUGCGGGUCUCGCGCUGCCGCUUGGCUUGGCUCCCAUGGACGCGGCGGCGCCGGAAGCGACGGGUGGCUUCUGCGGAGGCGGCGGCGGCCUCUCCACCGGCCGGAAGCUGGUGCCGUGGUCGAGCUGGGCGGAGUGGCGGCACGUGCGCGACGGCCUCUUCUCCGCCUCCCCCGCCGCCGCUCUUCGUAGGAUCGCGGCGUGGAGGAGCAGAGGCACCCUCCCGGUCCCCGUCGAUGUGACCGCGGCUUUCGUCGAGAUACGGCUGCGGGAUCCCUUCUUCCGGAGUGUAAUGGCUGUGGAUGAUGCGCUGGAGUCGGAAGAGAUGCUGUCGAUGCUGUAUAGUAUGGCGAUCAUGAGGCUCGUAAAUGGUUUUGUGGAGAACCCACAUAAGAAAACUGGCUAUUCAAUAUCUGAAUUAGCUGAGGCUGUUGGAAUACCACGAGUUCUUGUCGACAUUCGUCAUGAGAGUUCACAUCGCACUCUUCCCUCUCUUCGGCUGCUACGAUUGGCAGCCAUUAAGGCAUUUGAUUGGUUGAAGUGUAUUUACUGGGAUUCCCAGACUAAUGCUAUUCCUGAUGUUCAAGUUGAAGUAAGGUCAAAAUUGCAUGAGAUCAAUAACUUUAUGAAGGGAAAAGAUUCAAUGAAAGCAAAGUCGGGUUCAAAAAGGAAACGUUCUGAGAAAAUGAUUUCGAGAAACAUAAAAUAUGUACGCCGGCUUUACUACGCAUGUCCUUCUGAGGUUGCCUUUGUUAUAUUGGACUUUUUCCAACGUGGUGCCCCAGAGUCCUCUGAAAAUAGCGAUGUGUUAGAAACUGAUAAGGAUGUAGAUCAGUCAUCUGAUAUUCACAGUGAAAUAUCAAAUAAUGAUAUGAGAACUAUCAUAACUAAAUUAUCAGAAAAGGAACCAAGGUUGCUGCUUGGCAUACUGAAGUCAGUAAUUGAAACAAUUGAGACCAUGGAAGACCUUGAAAACAAAGGUGAAUACAAUGCUAGCCUGCCAGCUAAAGUGGAACUUUUAAGUUCCCAUGUUCUGUGGCUUGUGACAAAGUUAAAAGAAUUGAAGGAUUCAGGUUGCAUUGGAGUUGUCCAUGAGAUAGGAGUGCUCUCUUCAGACAGGAAUGCAGUCCCACGUUUCUGUCUAGCAAAACUUCUGCGGAAGCUGUUGAGUUUGUCUAUUAUAGAUGAAAGAUGUAUCAUAGAUGCAGCCCUAGUGCUGAUUGAGAUGGCCACCAACAAUGUGCAGGAGAAACUGAGGAAGCUUCCUAUGUUAUCCCUGGGAAAGGUGGCUAGAGAUUCUACCCUCCCAGAGCCCACCAAAGAAACGGAAUCAGUUGAGGAAGCAACAGAGAAGCUGGAAAUGUUCAAGUCGCGGUUGAAACAGAAGGAUUUACGUUUGGCAGAAAAUGACACCGGGGCUUCAUUGAACACAAUCAUGCCAGAGAAACGUAACAGAUGGUCUACAGCAAAGUCUUGGACCCCCUGUCCAAUAGGAAUGAUACCUUGUUCAUUUAGUUCAGUGGCUGUUCUUCCGACCCUUGACGUCGUAGAUCAUGAAUCAAGAGAUGAAAUAUUAGAGCAACAUGUAAGUGUUGAGCCUGAUGAUCAUACUGAGAGGAUCGGCUAUUAUUCUGACCCAGAGAAGCAAUUGGAUGCUGAAAGAAUUCCGGAAUUAUCAAGACCAUCACCUGAAGAAUGUGAGAUUUCAGAUAUGCCAGAACUGGCAUUUCCUCUGAAGGGUAGGUUGCUAGUUGGUGGGGUGUGGAAGAUGGUGAGCGAAGAGGAGCUACUCUUUAUCAAGUCAAAGAUGAAAAUUUUGUUGUAACAACAGCUAGUUCAGUUUUGUCAUCUUAAAUCAACAAUUUCAGGCUGUAAAACGAACAAGGGUAGUACUGUGCUAGUUAAGAGAAAAAUGUAUCGUUUACCCCCCAGUUUUGCUUAGCCUCUUCUGUUGAAAAUUGAGAUAAAGCAGCAGCUUUAUUAGUUCCGGCAGGCAGCCAUUGCUGCUACCUGCUGAUAGAUAUAUUCAGUUCUACACUUCUAGUCAUGUAGUUUCAGUUGCAGCUAGUCUGAUACUAAAUUUCCCAAUCGAUGUAUGCCAAAAUGCCAAUCCAAUUCAA